Messenger RNA from Plasmodium inui San Antonio 1, 726 nucleotides. RefSeq lists its product as hypothetical. The record is from RefSeq and is a predicted model, not a curated record. Lineage: Eukaryota; Apicomplexa; Aconoidasida; Haemosporida; Plasmodiidae. The transcript has a single exon. The coding region runs from base 1 to 726 and encodes 241 amino acids.
AUGAUGCUGAUGAAGUGCUCAAUCGUAGUUGGCCUCCUAAUGCUGGUGAGCAGCGUGACGGGGAAGUCCAACAUAUCGAAGUGCCUUUUUUACGACAAGAGGAAUCACGAACUGAAGCAGACGUUUUAUGUGCCUACGAGCGACGUGGACAUGUAUAAGGCUACCAUCCAGAAGCUCCUCACGAGAGAAAUAAACCUCCUCGACGAGUCCAUGAGCAGAAUCGAUGAGAGUGGUAGCAGCGGCAACGGAAGCGGCAGCACUAUUUCCAACUUUGACGAAAUAAAAAAAAAGGAAGAAAAAAAAAAAAAUAAAGAAAUUGAAGAAAAAUUAAAGUACAUAGAAAAGUACAGAAAUUACGCAAGGAGCAUUUUAAAAAAUGUCGAAUUUAAAUGUGAAGACAUCGAAGACUAUGAGUCCAAAGUUAAAUGCAAUCUGUGUGUAUACACAGAGAUUGUAAAUAACAAACAUAUAAGGCAGGGACAGAUUAUUCAGAUUUUUAUGAAUGAAUGCAUGUAUGGUUUUUAUUACUAUGACAAUAUUAGCCAAUACACUCAGAACAACAAAGCGGUUAGUAGCUUCGCAGAGGAGGAGAGCAAUUCACAAUCCAAAUUGGACGACAUUUACUUCAGCAUCACUAAGGAUGUCUCUGAGGGGAACACGAGCCAGAUCAACUUCUUCAAGCAGCCCGCGAGCAAGUACCACCCGGUUUGCUACGUCACGGAGUAG